Molecule: messenger RNA, 2887 nt
Organism: Myodes glareolus (Bank vole)
Lineage: Eukaryota; Metazoa; Chordata; Mammalia; Rodentia; Cricetidae
Gene: Agtr2
Product: angiotensin II receptor type 2
Biological process (GO): immune response; positive regulation of cytosolic calcium ion concentration; inflammatory response
Cellular component (GO): external side of plasma membrane; membrane
Molecular function (GO): C-C chemokine binding; angiotensin type II receptor activity; C-C chemokine receptor activity
Source: RefSeq, a predicted model, not a curated record
GCAGUUGCAUCUCAGAGUCUAGGGAUGGAGGGAGCACAGAACUAAAAGCUUUCUUCCGCCUGAAUUUUUAAGGAGUGCGUGUGGGAGCUAAGUAAGCUGAUUUAUGAUAACUGCUUUAAACACUGGAAACUAAAAAGACGUGAGAACUAGGAGACGCUGACAAUUCAAUAUGAAGGACAACUUCAGUUUUGCCGCUACCAGCAAAAACAUCACCAGCAGCCUUUCUUUUGAUAGUCUCAACAUUUCUGGCACCAAUGAGUCCACCUUUAACUGCUCGCACAAACCAUCAGAUAAGCAUUUGGAAGCAAUUCCUGUUCUCUACUACAGCAUUUUUGUCAUUGGGUUUGCUGUUAAUAUUGUUGUGGUCUCACUGUUUUGUUGUCAAAAGGGCCCUAAAAAGGUUUCCAGCAUUUACAUUUUCAAUCUGGCUGUGGCUGAUUUACUCCUUUUGGCCACCCUUCCUCUCUGGGCAUCCUAUUACUCUUACAGAUAUGACUGGCUCUUUGGACCUGUGAUGUGCAAAGUGUUUGGUUCUUUUUUGACCCUGAACAUGUUUGCCAGCAUUUUUUUCAUUACCUGCAUGAGUGUUGAUAGGUACCAAUCGGUUAUCUACCCCUUUCUGUCUCAAAGAAGGAAUCCCUGGCAAGCAUCUUAUGUAGUGCCGCUUGUCUGGUGUAUGGCCUGUCUGUCCUCAUUGCCAACAUUUUAUUUCCGAGAUGUCAGAACCAUUGAAUACUUAGGCGUGAAUGCUUGUAUUAUGGCUUUCCCACCUGAGAAAUAUGCCCAGUGGUCUGCUGGGAUUGCCUUAAUGAAAAAUAUUCUUGGUUUUAUUAUUCCUUUAAUAUUCAUAGCGACGUGUUACUUUGGAAUCAGAAAACACCUGCUGAAGACCAAUAGCUAUGGGAAGAACAGAAUAACCCGUGACCAAGUCUUGAAGAUGGCAGCUGCUGUUGUGUUGGCGUUCAUCAUUUGCUGGCUUCCAUUCCAUGUUCUGACCUUCCUGGAUGCUCUGGCCUGGAUGGGUAUCAUUAAUAGCUGUGAAGUCAUAGCAGUCAUUGACCUGGCACUUCCUUUUGCCAUCCUCCUGGGAUUCACCAACAGCUGUGUUAAUCCCUUUCUGUAUUGCUUUGUUGGAAACCGCUUCCAACAGAAGCUGCGCAGUGUGUUCAGGGUUCCGAUUACUUGGCUCCAAGGCAAGAGAGAGACUAUGUCGUGCAGAAAAAGUAGUUCUCUUAGAGAAAUGGACACCUUUGUGUCUUAAAUUUGUUCAUGGGAUGCAUGUAACCAGCUUAGCUAUUGGUUUGGAAGCCCAUACAAAUAAUCUUUAAGUGGCAUCAGCAUAAUCUGUAUCUUUGCCUUGUCUAAUCUUUGCUUACUCCCCAGAACAGAAAAUCAAAUAUAACUGAAAAUUUUUAUACCCCAUCAGUUUUCUGCCUUAUUAUUCUGGUCCUUUGGCACACUAUUGUCAUGGGUGAGCUAUAUCUAUAAUAUAGAAAUAAUAGGGAGGAAAGAUCUCAACUGUAAUUGUUAAAACAUUAUGAAUAGUGAUUUGGAGUUUUAGAUUUCUCCGUGAAAAAUGCUGACAUUUCUUAGUGGAGUUUUAUGUCCAGUUUCAUCUGAUUUUUUGUUCUCCUUGAACAAGGGCCAGUUUUAACUUCUUACAUUGCUUAUUGUACAAUAUGCCGUGAGAUGUGGACACUAAGUUUAGCAUGAUAUACUUUUCUAUAUAUUCCUUAUGUUGGUAGUAGUUUAUUCAGUCUGUUGGUGUAUGGUUUCUCCUUUAAAAAAACCUGUAUGUUGUGUUUUUUUUGCCAUUUCACUUGAGCAUAGCUUUGUACUUGCUAUACAGCUACACACUGAGUAGGUCUAGGAAUGUAGAUUAAAUUAGGUGUAUUUUUUUAGCUUAGUUUUUUUUUAGCUUAGUUCUGCAGGUUUAGAAAGUACACUACUUAGGAAAAGAAAAAUGCAAUGAAAAAAUAUUUUACUAUCCAUUAAACUGAAUAUAUACUUUGAAAACUUUUAAUCCAUUUUGAUGAUUGUUUAAAGCUUUCUAUUCUCCUCUGAUGAUUUUAGAAUACAUCAACAAAACUCUGUGUAUUAUUACACUAUGUAAAGGUCACUUUUUACAUUCUUAACCUUUUGACUGUGGUGCUUUGAUAUAUUCAAUGGUGACUUGAGUUUAAUUAUUCAUGCUUUUGUUCUGGGCUGCGUCCCAAAAUAUCUCUUUGACCCUGAAAAAAGAGGAUUCUUUAAUUCCUUAACUUUGUAAUGAACUGAGAACUGGCAUAGGAAAAGGUUAUAGCAGAAUGGAAUUUUGAUGCCUUCUUAGGGGCAAAGAGAACCAACAAAUAGCAAGUUUGGUGUCCUACAAGGAACUUGUCAGAACAAAGGCAUUCCCUCCACGAAAAUGUUUGAACCUGCAUCUCUGGGCACAGUUCCAAAAUGUAUAAUAGUCUGCGAGGGUGAUUUAAAUCAAGCACAGAUCCAUAGACUUCAUUCUCAACAUGAGUACAUCUCUCACAUUAGAGGAAUAUACUGUCUGAAACUGAAUUACCUGAAGUUUACCCUAACUCGAGAAUGAAUAGUAAUUUACAAGUUUCAGAUUUCGUUUUCUGACUGUCCCAUAUUAUACCAGGCUACCUAAGACCUUCCAGGAGCAAUGCUGAACUAUGAGGGAGAUUUAAAGUUAUGGAAACUCAAUAUCUUUAUCAGAUUCCAGGCUUUUAGUUUGAAGAAUCCUCUUACACCCCUUCCUGGAAAAGCCCUGAUUUCAUGUAACCAUAUUUUUUUCAGUAAAAACAAAAAGUUAAAUGUAUAAUCAGUUACGACUUUGUGUUUUAAAUAAUUUUACACAACUUCUUAUAAAAAUAAAAUCAUUAUUGGGAGA